AUAGGCACUUAUAGCUUGAGACUCCUCCCGGGAUAUACGAAACGAUACGGCCUUAUGUAUUUUUGCUCUUCAUUCCCUGCAAACUAUUAUUUAUUUCUCCGCCUUUUAAUUGUUUUCCACAUCAGACUCUCUUUAUUAAACGUACUACUCUUUGCCGGCAUAUGCUUUCGGAAAAACACCUGUCGGUCCAAAUCUAAAAAUAAUGUUUACAAACAACAAUCAUAGCAACAUCACACAAUACCCUAUGGCCAGUAUUAUUUUUGAUAUUUUUACUUUAUUCAAGGCUAUACAAGGAUACAAGGGUGGCUUCCGGUAACUCAAACUGCUGCUCAUUGUGGACAACAUGGCACACGUUGUGCCACGGCAAGAGGGUGGCUAGUAACUGUUGUUAACUAAAAAAGCACGAAAGAAACUCUUGCCCAAGAAAUACACCUUGCUUGACCAUUAAAACACAUGGCAUUUUUGGUAAAGCAGUUGGAGAGGGUGAUUCCUUUCAAAUCGAUAUGGAUAUUGCCCUGGUGACGACAUACAAGCGUUAAGCGUUGGGUGGUUUGUGGCAAAUGGCCAAGACAAAAGUUCAAUAAAAGUCCAAGCGAGUGGACGUGUGUGCUUGCGUCGCCUGAGGUGGUGAAGAAAUUUUGAAAAUUCAGAAGUUGCAAAGAAAAGUAGGACAUAAUUAAUAUGUAAUACCGGAAAAUAUUGGAAAAAGUUUCAAACAAAAGAAGAAAACAAAGAAAAAUAAUUUCCCUAUUAUGGAUUUAAGUCUGAGAGGAUCACAGAUAAAUUUGGUUAGUCGACAAAAACCCAAACCAAAAUUCAAUUCCCAGACGAAUCUUUUGCGGAGUUCGACAUCAUUACAGCGACCCAGUUCCCAGUUGAGACCACGUUCAGCCAGUUUUUUUGAUAGACGUUGCCAGAACUCUCCGUUUGCUUUUCGCCCGCAGUCGGCCGAUCCCAAAUUUGGUAGAAACUUCCAAAGUCCUUGCGGCUCGUUUAGCACAAACACAGAUUCGGAAUUUUCUAAUUUGAAUUUAAGCAAACGACGGCAGCAACGAUUCCAAUCAGUGUCUUCCUCGAAUCUUUUGAAACUGCUAUUGGACGAACCCAUUAAACGGCCAUGGCUGUGUAAGGAUAACUCUUCCACGACCCACAGUGAUGGUGAUGCCUCAAGUCGGGACAAUCAAUCGGAAUUGAGUUCAUAUCGACGAAGUGGCAGUUGCUCCAGUCUACACAAGCCACUGAAUAACGAAAAGUUUAUGACCACCCUUAGGAAUCCCAUGCGCAAAGUAACCUCGGCGCAAUCUAUGCAGCACACCAGCAAGGUCUCGAGCACUUCCACUAACCAUUCAUUUUACAAUCCUUCGGUAUCGGUGAAAAACGAUAAACCUGAUCUGCCAGGCAGGGUGUCGUUUUCGAAAUCUUCUUCCCAGCUCCAAAGUGAUAACGAUUCCAGUGAUUAUGAAAAUCCCUACUUUCACAAGCCACACAUAACCCCAGGCCCCGAAGAAGAAAGUAUUUCAGCUCCAGGCCCCGUAAAGCCAGAGGAUUAUAAUUUCAAAACCAAACAGGAAUUGGGUCUUAGCAAAGAAUUCUCCUCUUUGAGUCUCAAAAAGUCUGUGCAUUUUGGUUCUCCUGCCAAUGGUGAGGAGGUUGUGGCCGAAACAUUUGAAUAUCCCAAGUGUCCCUCGGAAAACUGUUCCUGCAGUACUCGGUCAUCUUCGUCGAGUAGCCUACAAGAUCCGCUUAGUCCCAAGUGUUAUUGUAAUCAACCAAGCUGUAAGUUUUACACGGAAUCUGUAGCCAAAAAUCAAACAGCAUCUGAAAUGGAUAAAACCCACACCGGAAACUCCCUUUCUCCUUCACAUAAAAUAUCCCGGGACCUCAAGGAGCCGGAAGAGUCCCAAGUCAUAAGAGACUACAAGAAUGCAGUGGGAGAGCAAUUGGAAAACUCAGUGGUUAAAAAUAUAUUAGAUGAAGGCGUGGCUAACAGCAAAACCUUGACCACCAAUGGCCUUAACAAUUUCGAAUUGCCCUCUUAUCUUUCGAAAUAUUCCCUAAACUCCCAUAGUUCUACGGAGGUUCUGGAAAAACCGAAUAACAUUGCGGAAAAGAACAACAGCCUCAGUAGCUUUAAAACGGAAAUUGCCAAAAAGGAUAUUUUAAAAAUGGACAAUAAAUUGGAAACUUCCCAGAGCGGUACGAAGAAGAGUUCGACGGAAUCGGUCAUUAAUAAUUAUCUUAAGGUGACUGCCUCCUCGGCUAACAUAAUUAAGAAAAAGGAAAACAACAAAAAUUCCGAAAAUGAGCAGAAAAAACCAGCCUCAGCCGCAACAGUGACUUCCUUGCAAAACAAAAAUAAUAAAACCAAAACCUCCCCGGGCUCCUCCAUUGCCCCUUUGACCCAAAAUAACAUUAAAAAGGCCAAAAGUUUUGGUAACUUACGUGAAGAUUCCAAUCUGCAAGAAUUCAACAUUGAUAAAAUCGAUUCCUGGAUGUCCAUGCAUGAGGAGGCCCAAAGCAAAAACAAAGGAGGGGGUGGUGUUGGUGGAGGAUUAACAAAACAUGGCUCCCUGGAUGAUUCAUUUGAAAAGUUUACUCGAGAGACACUUGACGCCAUGGACGCCGAUGGCGAAGAGGAACCGGAUGAGGAAGAUAAGAAUUCAUUGAAAUCUCUGGAUCAUUCUCAGGAUGAUUCGACAUAUGAGGAAAUCGUAUCGGUCAUCAAGGAGAUCGAAGAGGAUAAGAAAAAGGAUAACUUAGCUGAACGCAUGAAUUCCGAAAUGGAUUUAAAGCUGAGUACCACACCCAGCGUGGGAACACCUCAUCCUACAAAUGAAUCCGAAAAGCCGCCAAAAUCUCCCGACAAAUUUAGAGAUAUUCUCAGUUAUCUGGACAAUGUGGAGGAUAGCUGUGAGAAGACAUUGCUUGAAACACGUAGAUCAAUGCCGGAUAGCAAUAGGACCGAAGUGGAGUUUGUGGUCGAACCGGACAUUGCAGAAGAUGUUCCAAAACUCUCCGAUCUGCUCAUGCUGCCCAAUCACCAGUUGGCACGCCGGGUAAUUGCAUUGAGUUUGCGAGCCAAUGAAUUGGCCAAUGCCGUCCAUCUGUCCAAGGAACAUGUCAUGAAGAUACGCACCGAAAAACAAAAGACCAUUCGCGCAGAAAAGGCAAAUUCCGCCAAUCGCAUGAAGGAACAGAAGAAACACUAUGAAACGAUUGUGAAGCGUCACCAGGGAUUUAUAGAACAGCUAUUGAAAGAUAAGGGAUCGCUAUGUGAAAAAGUGGCUGCCUUGACUCGCCGCUUGGAAAGUCAAAAUCAGGCCUGGGAACAUAAAUUGGAAACAGAAGUAGCUCGAGUGAAGGAAACCACAUUGGCGGGGGAGAAGAUAAGACGAGAACGAUGGGUUCGGGAGAAUACUAAAAAGAUAAAGGAGUUGACUGUCAAGGGUCUGGAAGCCGAGAUCAAUAAAAUGAAUUGUAAUCACCAACAACAAAUCACCGAGUUGAAGCGGGCCCAUCAACAACAGCUGCUGGAUGCCUUGGAGGAGGCCCGCCUGAAACAUGAACAGAUUGAGAAUAGCAUUCGGGAGUCAUGUGCCCAGGAUCGAGAGUCCAUAAUAAGCAAGGAAAGAAAUGCCAUAAGGGAAAGAUUCGAACGCCAACUGGAAGAGGAACGUAAAUCCUUCGAUGAGCAAAAACUGAAACUCUCCGAAGAUUACAACAAUGAAAAAGAACGUCUACAAAACGAACUAAAAGCAAAGGACGUGGAACUUCAGACCAAACGUUCCGAAUGGCAACGAGAAAAAGAAACGGAAUUGGAACAAGCCAUUUCCGAACUGCAAGAAAAGAUGUCAAAACAAGAAGAGAAAUUCCUAAAUCGUAUCAAUACCAUCGAAAAACAAUAUGAAGCCGAUUUCGAGCUAUGGAAAAAGGAAUACGAGAGUAAUUGUAAGUCGCAGCAGGCGGAAAAAGAGAAUGCGAUACGUCAACAUUAUCGCGCCGAGAGGGAUCGACAAAUCGAUGCCAUUGUCCAGCGCAUGGAUGCGGAGGCAUUGAAAAACAAUGAGGAGUUUGAAAAUAAGAUGAGUCGUUUGCGUGAGAAAUAUGAAAAGGACUUGCAGGAGUUGGAAAAUCUUGAGAAAUCGGUUAGAGAGAAAUACAAUGACACCAGAUCCAAACUGGCCGAGUCCGAUGCCCAGGUUCGCAACUUUCAGGCUGAGAUCAAGCAGCUGCAAAUUGAAUUGGAUCAUAGCAAGAAGAUGUGCUCCGAAUUGCUCAUGGAACGUGAUCAAUUGCGCGAGAAUCUUCGCAACGAAGUUCAGAGUGAGGUGCAGGCCCUGAAAAUGGAACGCGAUGAGGAAAUCCAAAAGAUUCACAAGAGAGUCCAACAAGCCAUUGAGAAAAAGGAUGCCACCAUUGAUAUUCUGCAAAAGGAAAAUGGUUCCUUACGGGAGCGCUGCCUUAAACUGGAGGCUGUUAUACGCCAACAACGUAAAGAUUAUUGUGUUAAGUAAGAUAAAGAAACGAAAUUAAACAAAAGAAAUACCCAGUGUAAACGAAUGAUAAGAAAAUGUUGAAAGCAUUUAAAAAAAUUAUGGCUCAAAAUAAAAAUAUAGAAAUAAGCAUAAGAA
Messenger RNA from Musca domestica (house fly), 4631 nucleotides. RefSeq names its product centrosomal protein of 131 kDa (gene dila). Gene Ontology annotation, cellular component: centriolar satellite. Lineage: Eukaryota; Metazoa; Arthropoda; Insecta; Diptera; Muscidae. The record is from RefSeq and is a predicted model, not a curated record. The transcript has 9 exons. Bases 753 to 4514 code for a protein of 1253 amino acids. Gene Ontology annotation, biological process: intraciliary transport involved in cilium assembly; regulation of centrosome duplication; cilium assembly.